AUGUCAACGUCCGACGAGAAAGUGAUAGUGGUAGACUUCGAUGGUGAUCACCCCCAAGACUGGCCGGCAAGUCGAAAAUGGACCCUCAUGGCGACCAUCGCAAUCCCGCUAUUCCUCAUGCCCUUGUCAUCGACAAUGACAACUCCAACAGUCAAUGCAAUUGCAGAUGAAUUCCACACAACCUCUUCCAUCACCGGUCCAUUGGCACUAUCAUUGUUCCUGCUCAUGUACUCCAUGGGACCAAUCUUACUCGGGCCGUUCAGUGAACUCUACGGCCGAUGGCCUGUGUUGCAGGUUGGCAGUCUUUUCUACCUAUUCUUCAAUCUCGGCGCUGGGUUCAGCACAAGCAUGACCCAGUUGUUGAUAUUCCGACUAUUGAGCGGGACAGGAGCGAGUGCAUCACUAGCUGUCGGGUCCAGUAUAGUGGGUGAUGUCUUCCGCAAAGAAGAGCGCGGGCUACCCGUCGCUCUAGUCAGUCUCGGUCCAGUCCUGGGAUCAUGUCUCGGUCCCAUUGUCGGCGGAUUCAUCGCAGACUAUACCACGUGGCGCUGGGCGUUUUGGUCCACUUCCCUAGCCGCGGGUGCAUUUCUGGUGGUGUGUUUUAUCGUUGCACGAGAGACAUACGCACCUAUCCUGCUGCUGCGCAAAAAAGCAACUUUAAUGGCUGAGACAAGCAGACAAGGCAAAGACGAUGGCUCUGUCUGGAAGACCCCGUUUGAAAAAGAUGAGACAGUCGGCCAGCUAUAUAGACGUACUAUCUCUCGGUCCGUAUACUUCCUCGGCACGCAGCCCAUUAUCCAAGCGCUAGCUUGCUACUAUGGCUAUCUUUACGGAAUUGUCUACCUCCUUCUUUCCGGCUUCUCGGAUCUUUGGACGACACGUUAUCAUAUGAAUGUCAGCACCGGUUCCCUCCACUACAUUGCACCGUGCAUUGGCUACGCCGUUGGUGCUCAGAUCUGUGCUUUUCUGACCGACCGAGUGUAUCGGUACCAAGUAGCUAAGAACAAUGGUGUGGGGAAACCCGAGUUCCGGCUACCGAUUAUGGUACCGGCUUCGUUUCUGGUUCCUAUUGGAUUGCUGAUUUACGGCUGGAGUGCAGAGUACCAGACUCAUUGGAUUGUGCCGGAUAUCGGUAUUGCACUCCCACUCAUGGGCGCAACUAUCAUCUUCCAGUGUUGCAGCCAGUAUCUGCUGGAUACUUUCCCUGUCUAUGCUGCCAGUGCCAAUGGCGCUGUCUAUAUUGUGCGAGGAUUCACGGGCUUUGGGUUCCCGUUGUUUAGUCCGGUGAUGUACGAGAAACUUGGAUAUGGAUGGGGAAAUAGCUUGUUGGCGUUUUUGGCUUUGGCGAUUGGAUGUCCUAUUCCUUUUAUCUUGUGGAAGUAUGGAGAGAAGCUGAGAGCACUGAGCAACUUUGCAGAGAAAUAA
This is a messenger RNA of Penicillium expansum, 1425 nucleotides long. Its product is annotated as MFS transporter. The record is from RefSeq and is a predicted model, not a curated record. The transcript has 2 exons. The coding region runs from base 1 to 1425 and encodes 474 amino acids. NCBI's taxonomy places the organism in Eukaryota, Fungi, Ascomycota, Eurotiomycetes, Eurotiales, Aspergillaceae. Gene Ontology annotation, molecular function: transmembrane transporter activity. Gene Ontology annotation, biological process: transmembrane transport.